AUGUCUCCUCCACAUGGGCCAGGAAUGGCUUCCUCUCCUCACUCUACUGAUGAGACAACCAAUCAUGGAACUCCAUCAACCAACCUCACUGCGUUCACCCCUGAGGCCGACUUCGGGUCCAAGGGACGUGCCCAAGACUUCGCUCGCCCUGUCUUGACGCUUCGUCCUACUCAACCCAAGCAUGCCACUGUCUGCGAUGAGUCCGAAGAGGAUGUCUUCCUUACUGCCCCGAUUGCAGCCAAAGGACAGCAACUCUCACCCACUGCCGAGGUCUUCACCCCGAGAUUGUCCACUGGCUUCAUGAAGAAAGAUGGCGAGACCCAAGCUGGUUACAUUGACAGUGCCCAAGAGAACAUGGCGAUCCGCAAGCCUGGCAAGUUCAUGUAUCGCCCGAUCAAUUUCCAAAAAUGUCCACCUUCUGCUCAAGUCCCUCCUCUUCAUCCCAGUACCCAUCGCUAUGGUUUCGGCCUACUCAAGCUCGAUCAGAGCCCCUUCAAGCGUUUCACUGGCAUGCACCUCCACGACUUCAACGUGACUGAAGGCGUCUUCAGCCUUGAUGAGGGUUUGACUCGUACCUUCGUCGUCAUGGGUGUGGCACAACUGUUCCCAUCUCAGACCAUCACCCGCCACUAUACAGCUGAGAUGUUCCCAACCAUCAAAUUCAUCAAGUCCACACGCGCCUCCAGCGGCCUCUACGCAGUUUCUUGCGCUGAUCUUCGCGACUCACUGAAAGCUGCUCGACAGACUAACCUGAUCUUCCCGCAUUCGUUCAUGUUUGUUUUCACUGGAAAGCAGCAGAUGUCUGACAUCGGUGGAGACCCAUCCCUUGUAUCUGAUUAUGAAGGACAGAUCAUCGUCAGCAUCCAUUACAACGGAAGAUUGAUUGAAGCAGCUCCUGUUGUUGCUGAGAUCAAACGUCUCCUUUUGCAAUGUGGUGAAAUCAAGGCUUUCCACAGCAUCCCUGCCACUCGGAAUGAAGUUCGGGAGAUUCGUGUGGAAUUCUACAAUGCCGACGUGGUUGAUGUCGCCAAAGAUGUCAUUCGUCAAACUAUGGUCAAUGGUGCUGUUCUGGAUGCCGCGACGUUUCAGCCUGAUGUUCUUGUUGUUUCCGAGUACAAUCAGGAACAAGAAGAACAACUGUCUGUCACUGGUCGUUCAAGAGUGCCUUUCGAUCCUGAACUCGAUCGCAUCGCUUAUGCAAUCCAGCAUGAUGGCCUUCGUCAUGGUCGUCGCCUCAAUCAGGCCAUGAACCAUAACGCCGUCGACAUUGCCCGCAUCCAGGCUGGACUUGACGUUCGCACCACUAUCAUGCUUCGUAACAUCCCAAACCGCGUUGAUCAACCCAUGUUGAAGACUCUCCUUGAUGUCACCAGUCGUGGCCGCUAUGAUUUCAUGUACCUGCGCAUUGAUUUCGCCAACAACUGCAAUGUCGGUUACGCUUUCAUCAACUUCGUCGAUUUCGUCCUUGCUCGCGCCGGAAAGCGCUGGAACUGCUUUGCCUCUGACAAGAUUGCCGAGGUCUCUUAUGCCACCAUUCAAGGCAAAGAUUGUCUUGUCCAGAAAUUCCGCAACUCUUCCGUCAUGCUUGAGCAUCCUGCCUUCCGCCCAAAGCUCUUCAUCGCUGGCAAUGGUCCAACUGCUGGACAAGAGGAGAAGUUUCCUGGACCCGACAACCACUCGAAGAUGCGUCGUUCUAUCGAGAAUGCCGAGCAUGUUGGUCUGUACAUCCCUCUUCGUAUGAAUCGUCCCGACCGGUACCCCGUGCCACCACGUCAUCGUCGCAAUGUGCGUCGCACCGGAAGAUUCAACGUUGAUGAGGCUCGUCGCAACGAUGUCUGGUCGCCUGGCCGUCGUGCCUACCAUCCCAAGUUCAAAACUUCGCCCAAGGGUUUCAGAAACAACGCGUCACCGGCUCGUCGCAAUGGUGUCUACUUGCCUCCUGCUCGUGCCAACAAGCCCAAUGUCAAGACUGCACCCAAGGCUUUUGCAAACAACGCGUCACCGGCCCGUCGUCAAGGUCCAUUGUUGGUUGACACUCGCGAUCCUCAUGACCCGUUUGCCGGUCGUCCCCGUCACAACUCUCCACAAGGCCAGGUCUAUCGUGAAGAACAACGACGUCGCCGCUCUCAAUUUGACCGAGGCACCCCUGGUGCUGAGAACGAGUUGGGCGUUGCACCUCGCUAUCAUCUCCAAGAUCCUGCGCUCGAACACAUGAGCAACAUUCAUCUUCCACGUUUUUAG
Molecule: messenger RNA, 2241 nt
Organism: Fonsecaea multimorphosa CBS 102226
Lineage: Eukaryota; Fungi; Ascomycota; Eurotiomycetes; Chaetothyriales; Herpotrichiellaceae
Exons: 11
Coding region: 1-2241 (746 amino acids)
Molecular function (GO): nucleic acid binding
Source: RefSeq, a predicted model, not a curated record